GUGAUGCACCGGCACCGCGGAAGUGUCACACACGGAAGUGAGAAACGACGGCUCUAUUGUAGUCCACGAAAAAGACGGAGAUUUCAUUUCAUUUGCCGUGAAGAAUCCAUAUUUUUAAAACCAAAAUGCCGGCCUAUCACUCACAGUUGAGUACCAAUAUGAAGAUUGGAAACCUGGCCCUGCUACCUCUCAAUACCAAGUACAGAGGACCAGCACCACCUGGCACUGGAGAGAAUGACAUCAUUGAUGAAGCCCUUUUCUAUUUCAAGGCAAAUGUUUUCUUCAAAAAUUAUGAAAUAAAGAGUGAUUCUGAUAGGGUACUCAUCUAUCUCACAUUGUACAUCACAGAGUGCCUUAAGAAAUUACAAAGGUGCUCCUCUACGACUGAUGCUCAGAAAGAGAUGGCCUCUCUAGCUAUUGCAAAGUUCAGCAUUCCAGGAGAAGCAGGCUUCCCCCUCAACGCCAUGUAUCAAAAACCAAGCAACAGGGGAGAAGAAGACCAAAUGAGGGCCUACGUACAGCAGCUGAGACAGGAAACCGGCCUGCGACUGGUGGAGAAGGUGAUGGAUCCACAAACCAACAGACCAAGCAAAUUCUGGAUGUGCUUUGUCAAGAGAAAAUUCAUGGAUCGCAGCCUCUCUGGCCCUGGGCAAUGAAGAAUUAAUAGUUUUUGUAAUUGUAUAGGGCAGUUCCAUUAUACUCAGUCCCAUGUAUUACCUAUCAUGUCAUUGCUUUCAGUUAGAUAUAGUAGUAUCCUGCUGUAAGCCAUGCAUGUGUAUGUAAAAGCCUGAGGCGGAUGUCAGGUCAGUUAAACAAGGAUGCUACUUCUCUGACAAAAGGAGCAAUUUUAUACAUUUUCCAAAUUUUUUGUACAAAAGGGUGUAUUGCUCUUUUUCAGAUUAAUGUUGUUCCUUUCAAUGUCAAGUAGCAUCUCUAUUUAAAGUGAUCUUCUUUUGCUCAGGUCCAUUAGCCAUGACUAGGCUGAUGGCAUACAUGCAUACAUGUUGAACCUGCCCAAAUGAGAGACAUGAUGCUUAGUGCACUCACAUACACAUAAGAUUGAUUCUAUAAUGGAAAGAGGAUGUAUUAUAACUUUUUUAAAUGAAAUUUUUAUCAAUUUCCAAAAGGCACUCGUUCCACUUUUGUUACAUCAGAGAUAUUUCUUUGUUCAUUAAUUUUGCACAUUCAUCUACAGAAAAAAACAUGUUAGUAGGUGAAUUUUCCCCUAAUCAGCUCUCGGAUUUCGUCUAAAGAAAAGGUACAUGUGUGAUCAGUGUUAAGAUUUCCAGUUUUUAUUACUGGUAUCCAAAGUGGAUCAAGUGCCUUCUGAAAAAUAAUGCUCUAAAAGUUGAUCAAUUUAAACAUUACUUGAUCGUUAUUUAGUAAUUUCCGGUAGUAAUUAUAGGUAAUCGAAUAUUGAUUUUAGUGAAAAGAAUCGUGAUUACCCUCAGUAUUGAGGGCUUACGUAAAUGGAAAUACCUGAAAAUAUAUUACUCACAAAAGCCAAAGCAUCUCACAUGAUAUAUGUAUGAUUUCCAUUUAUUUCACUUGAAAUUUAUAAAUCAAUCACAUGAUAUAUUGAUAUUCAUAAAGAUUGCAUUUUCUGUAACUGAUUAUGCCAAUAAUUAGUUAAUGAUUAAUGCAGUUUUCCCUUUCUCUUGUUUUUUUUUCCGAAGAAGUGUGCCCCCUGCCUCCCCCCCCCCCCUUCUGCCUGUUACACCACCGGUAGUAUACCAUUAAAUACAUGUGAAAUAAACAUUUCAUGUAUUAUUAAUGGAACAUGUCCUUUUGUAAUUUCAGAGGCAGAUUAUAAUCAAACUUUAAGAAAUGCAGGGGAAGGAUAAUGGUUUUUCUUAAUGUAUGAUGACAUAAACUUUGUAAGGAAAUGAGCACACCUUUGUUAUGUCUUUUGAUAUAAUGCAAUGCAAAGCUUGGGAAAUGGGGAACUCUGGAAAUAUUGUUUUAAAUACCUAGUUCCAUUAUUUUAUUUUUGAUUAGUCAGUAAUCUUUGCAAAAGGUGUAUGAUAAAACUUAAAAUAUUAAAUAUUAUGAAGGUAGGAAUAUGUGUACUGCACAAUGAUGCUUAUUCAUUAUGAUUAUUUCUGGUUUUUCUCAUUAAUCAGGAAAAGGCAAAUUUUUUAUUAUUCACAACAACCCAUGUAAUACAGAAACAUUCACCCUUUUCAAUUUUCUUAUUUGAAGUAUCCUAUGAGCAUUCCAACAACCUCAAAGAUAUAUACAUCUUGAAAACAUGAAUUUUAUUUGGAAUGUUUGAUUAGGCAGACUUUCUAUUACAUUUUUUCUUUCAUUAGACUGAUGAAAAAUUGUUUGAUUUUUGUGUACAUCCAUGGCAUUUAUAAAUAAAAAAAAUAUAAUGCAAGAAGAAAUGUGUUGGCAUCAAAUGCAUUUCUUGUCAGUGUUACCAAUUCCAUUAGUUAGCAAGUAACUAAUUUGGUAGGAAAUGAAUGACACAUUUAAUUGUUAUUCCAUAGAUAAGUUCUUUAAGCAAAUUAUGUGUACUUAGAUUUGUACAGAGAUUGUUCCAUGUGCACAUGUUGAAUGAUGAGAAACUUCUUUCCAACAUUGUAUUUAUAUUAACCUCAGUCUUGUAUCAAUGAAAUAGAAAAUUAAAGCA
This is a messenger RNA of Lytechinus variegatus (green sea urchin), 2635 nucleotides long. Its product is annotated as actin-related protein 2/3 complex subunit 3-B-like. NCBI's taxonomy places the organism in Eukaryota, Metazoa, Echinodermata, Echinoidea, Temnopleuroida, Toxopneustidae. Gene Ontology annotation, molecular function: actin filament binding. Gene Ontology annotation, cellular component: cytoskeleton; Arp2/3 protein complex. The transcript is spliced from 6 exons. Bases 126 to 656 code for a protein of 176 amino acids. The record is from RefSeq and is a predicted model, not a curated record. Gene Ontology annotation, biological process: Arp2/3 complex-mediated actin nucleation; regulation of actin filament polymerization.